AUGGAUGACCACGUGGGAUCCCCGAAACCUUCACACUCAAGAGAAUCCACCAGAUCCAGAAAAGCCGUGCCACUGCAGGUCCACCCCCGAGGAGAUGCUGUCCGCUCCAAGUUGAUCUACACGUUCUACCUGAUCGACCACCUGAAGGGCCUCAGCCAUGGGCUCCCGCGGCACAAUAUACGCGACUUCCUGGAUCAUAGGAAACUCAAGAAGCUGAUGCUCACUGACCAUAACCAGCUGGUCCGUUUCAACGUGGUGCCCAUCCGGAACAUUUUGGUCACCCAGGGCGCUAGGCAUAACCGCUUGUCGAGGUUAAGCUGCAGCCGCUUCCCGCCCUUGUCCAUGUGGGCCUAUUGGCUCCUGAGCAGCAAGGUGUUCAAGAGCUUCAUCAUUUUCCUCAUCUGCUUGAACAUGGCGGUCCUCAUGAUGAUCCCAGAGAUCGCGCAGAGCACAGAGGAGCACUUCCAGGUCAUGAAGACGGUCUUGGAGGUGGCCAUCUGGGUGAUCCUCUUCAUCUUUUUCAUUGAGAUUGGGCUACACUGGGUGGUUGCUUUCCAGCAGUACUGGAAGAAGAAGAAUCCCUGGAACGUCUUCGACUUUACCAUCACCCGAUUUCCGCCAUAGAUCCGAAUUUGCUUUCUUCUCAGGGAAACGUCCUACCGGAGUGGUAACCAAAGCGGAUCAUCCUGAUUUUUUUUCCGGGUCCUAAACGGCGCUGUAGAGCUCUUCCCAAGAAUCCCGUCAGAGUCAGCGUCAUCAUCAUGGCCAUUCUUGAAAGCACUUACAGAAGGCGCGUAGCUUUUCAUCCCUGCUCCUCCCUAGAACUUCUUCUUCUAUGUCUUCUGCGGUGGCAGGGAUUUUUUCUUCUUUGAGAGCUACACUUUCCAGCUCAGAACCAGGAAUGACCUCGAGUACAGCAAUUAUUUCAAAGACAUGCCCAACGCCUUGGUGACCAUCUUUAUCCUCUUCACCAUGGAUCACUGGUACGCUCUGCUGCAAGAUUCGUGGAAGAUCCCAGGGAUCAACAAAUUCAUCACCGGCAUGUUCGUCAUCUUGUGGCUCCUCAUCGGCGCGUUCAUCUUCAGGAACCUCUUUGUGGCCAUCAUGGUCACCAAUUUCCAAAACAUCCGGAACGAUUUGGUGGAGGAGAUGAAGCAGAUAGAGGCCCAGAAGCAAGCGGAUAGGUUCAAGCUGGAGAUUAUGGAAAGCCGAUUUACCACGACCCAGAGACUGGGAGAUGCGGCGCUGAAGUCCCAGGACAAGAUGGGCUCAGGAAAAGUGUCAAGCCAUUCGUCGGCUGAGAGCCGGGAUCAUGAGUUCCCUUUAGGGGGCUUGGACUGGGAGAACUUCAUCUACAAGAACUGGGGCGGCUUUAUCAGGAAACUGUGGAUAGACGCAGAAGUGGUGUGGCCUCGGGACUACCCUCUUCGCUACUUUGAGUUGAUAGGAAGCUCCAGUACCAACCUGGAGGAAGCGGCAGAAACUACACGCGCUUAUGGUCGCUGCGCUGGGCAUGCUAACCAACCUGGAGAGGAGACUGAAAUAAGGGGGGCCUUUCUUGUAGGGACCGAGAGCUGCAACUCAAAGAGGCAAUCAUGCGCUGACUGA
Messenger RNA from Sphaerodactylus townsendi, 1608 nucleotides. RefSeq names its product cation channel sperm associated 2 (gene CATSPER2). Gene Ontology annotation, molecular function: calcium-activated cation channel activity. Gene Ontology annotation, biological process: sperm capacitation; flagellated sperm motility; monoatomic ion transport. The record is from RefSeq and is a predicted model, not a curated record. NCBI's taxonomy places the organism in Eukaryota, Metazoa, Chordata, Lepidosauria, Squamata, Sphaerodactylidae. Gene Ontology annotation, cellular component: CatSper complex; membrane.